Messenger RNA from Esox lucius (northern pike), 1849 nucleotides. RefSeq names its product endothelin-3. Lineage: Eukaryota; Metazoa; Chordata; Actinopteri; Esociformes; Esocidae. The transcript is spliced from 4 exons. Gene Ontology annotation, molecular function: endothelin B receptor binding; hormone activity. Gene Ontology annotation, cellular component: extracellular region. Gene Ontology annotation, biological process: regulation of systemic arterial blood pressure by endothelin; regulation of vasoconstriction; intracellular calcium ion homeostasis. The record is from RefSeq and is a predicted model, not a curated record. Bases 367 to 978 code for a protein of 203 amino acids.
UUCGUGUCUGUGUUUCAGUAUCAUCACAACUCAGUCAGGCUAUAAAAAGACCAUUGCACACAAGGAUACAGAAACACCAGCUCGCAUUCACCUCUGCAUCAGCGACUGAACAGGACAGAAGAGAGACCACAGGCUGCGCUCUAUCGCCUCCUGGAUAUGUUGUCGAGGGACUUUUAGCGGACUGCUACGACGCGCGUCUCCGCAGGAACUUUACAGGAAUUCUUUGGAAACCAGGAGGGUUUUAUUCGUAAACGGAAAACAUUCUAAUCACCAUGGGAUUCUAUGCAGCCUAUCUUUUAACCUCAGAAUUUUGGAUUUGACCAUUUUUGUGCCUUUUUGUUCUCUUGGUUUUUGAUCUGAUGUGGUAUGGCUAAUGCUUCUCUGAUGGUUUGGGGGGUUCUGCUUUUAAUUGGAAUAGUAGCUGCAUUUGUAAAUGGUUCUUCAGUGCCCCUCAGAGAUGUUGUCCGGAGUGGAGAGGUGGACAACAUGAGCUGGAUGAACUGGAUCUCCAGGCCAACCACGGUGUAUAUGGCCAGUGUGACCAGAGGCAUGCCCAGUGGUUUGGGUGAGGCCAAGGGCGUGGCCAGGGGAGUGGCCAGUGGUGUGGGUGUGGCCAAGGGUGUGGCCAGCAGCGAUGAGUCCCUGGUCACCAGUGAGGGGCGCCGGAGGGACAAGCGCUGUACCUGUUACAGCUACAGAGACAAGGAGUGUGUUUACUACUGUCAUCUAGACAUCAUCUGGAUCAACACACCAGAACGUACGGUGCCAUAUGGUAUUUCCAGCUACAGAGGCUCCCAACGGGUACGUCGCUCCAGUCCCAAUAAGAACGGAGGAAGAGGAAGAAAAAGAGGAAGAGGAGAGAGAGGAAGAAGAGAAAUAAGAGGAGGAAGAGGCACUGAGUCAUUGCGCUGUGUGUGUUCAGAGGAGACAGACUCAGAGUGCAGCAGUUUCUGCAUAGACAGGCAGAGGCUACAGUAAUUGGUUGACAGAGGAGAGAAAGAGGAGACACCAAACCUCACCUUCAGCUACAGUUUAACUACAGACAGACUACAGAUGAAUACCUGGCACAGAAACAGUACAGACAUGCUAACUGAAUAACUCCAGUUUACCCCAGAUUGGUAUGUGUAAUGGAAUAACUCCAGUUCAACUACAGACUGAUAUGUCUAUCGGAAUAACUCAAGUUCAACUACAGACUUAUUUGUUGAGUGGAACAAUUUUAGUGCAACUACAUACUGAUAACCUGUGGAAUAACUCUGAUGUCAGAUAAUGUUACUUUAUUGGUCAAGAGAGACACAACCAAAAAAGAAGCUUUUUAAGGAUCAGAUCCAAUUGUACACAUUUACUGCAAGUAUUUUUCGAUGUAACAGACCUGUAGAUGGACUGAAUGUUAGCCAGCCGAAGACACCUGCUACAGGAGUUGCAUACUUCCAAGUUAGAAACCUAUGAAACAAAACAUUCUUUCAAUCUAAUUGACUAUUUGUCAAACUGGGAUAUUCCUACAUUUGCUAUAAUGGACCUAUUACUGGAAUUUAAUCUCUGUUAAGACAGAUGACCUCUAUGGAUAGCAUAUUGCACUGUCCUACUCCUUUCCCACAAAACACUCCACAAACUGACCUCAUACCAACUAUCUUCCUAUAUGGGAGGGAAAUCCUGGACCUAAAUUCUGUCUGUCAUUAGUCUGGGUUGGAUGAACAAGAAUGUCAAAUGGAAGGAAGACCUCUGGGGAUGGAGCUUGAAGACUACUACACAGAAUUUUCCACUCGGGCUAAUGGACAACAACCUCAGAGGUUUUAUCAGAAUGCAUAAUCACUAGGACCUCAUUCCUCUGUUUCCUCAGCAAAUCUGUGAA